CCCAGCUCCUACAUUAGAGACGUGCGGGGCAAGUUUUUGUUGGAAAGGACCGAGAUAAAAAAAAACUCGACAUACCCUGGUGACAUCCGUAACUGUUUUGCUCCUGCUGGUACUGGUGUGUGGAAAGUGUUUCAAGUUUUGUUGCUCAACACGUGCCUUUGUCAGGACUGCAUUUGCCUCUGGAAACGAAAGUUUGAGCUUUUUACACAUUUGACUGCAUGUGCCUGAGAGUCUGACCCUGCUGCAUCUCUGCAAUGGCUGCCUUGUGCUCCACCUCUGUGCCUGAGGGUUUCCACUAUGAGACUAAGUACAUUGUCCUCAACUACCUGGGCCUCCUGCCCCCCUCCCAGCUACUGUCCACUGCUGGCGGAGGAGAUGACCAGUAUGCUGUGGACAGGGAGAUGGAGAGAGAGCGGAACAGAGUGAUGAAAGGACAGAUAGAGGAAGAGCUGAGGCAACUGGAAGAUGAGAUCUCAGCCUCCUUCUCCAGUACAGGCUUUGACUGCCACAUGUCUCCAGUGUUCAGCCCUGCCAACCCAGAGAGCUCCAUCGAGGACUGCCUUGCUGCUCUGGGCGACCGGGUGGCCAGAGACCUGGACACACACCUGGCCUCCGCUGUACACACACUCCUUAGUGCCCCUUUGGACUACGAGCGUUUCAGAGAAGCAGCACAAGACGUCUCCUGCCACACGCAGAGCGGCUGGACCAAGGUGCUGGUGCCUUUAGUGCUGCUGCAGGCCCUACAGGGAGAAGGACAGAUCCUGGCCACCCUGCUUCCUCUGGGGGUCAAUUUCCUGGAGGAGGCUGAGGCAGACUACAUCAUCCGGCAGGGAGGAUGGGGUACAGUGUUUAGCCUGGAGGAAGAGGAGCAGCAAGGCUUGACCAUAGCCGAGGACAGCAACGACAUCUAUAUCCUGUCUGGAGAGCAGCUUCCCACAUCACUGCUGGGCACCGGAGUCAGCAGUGGGUUGGACAGCUGGCAGACAGAAAGCUUACGUCUGUCUCUGGCAGGCCACGAGUCCUGGGCACAGGUGGACAUGAUGGACCAUCCCGAAGACAUCAAGCGCCUGGAAAGCAACGAGGGCAACCUCGCAGAAGAGCGCAGCGAGAACAACUCGUCCAACUCUGACAUCGUGCACGUGGAGCGAGAAGACGCAGAGGAGGGUGAGGGCGGGGCAGAGGAGCCUGAGCUGCAGGAGAUCAUGCUGAGCGUGCUGGGGACGGAGAGCGAGCUGGCUGAGCUGAGGGUGGAGUUUAGGGAUGACACCCCACCUCCUGUCCCAGCAUUCCCAGAGCCUGUGGUGGGAUAUCUGGAGGAGCCGGUCGUCAUUGAGACCUCUGCUCCCCUGUCGGCGGUCCUGUCAGAGCCCGAACCCCCUGCACCAGCCCCUGUGGUUGAUCCUACCCCUGUUGAGGCAGCACCCGCCAAGGUGCCCCCUACUCCCCAACCAGCAGAGCAAGUCCCAGAGCCAGUCCCAAUGCCAGUCGCAGCAGCACCACCCCAGCCAGAGCCCGUUCCAGAGGAGCCCCAGCCUGAACCUCAGUCAGAGACUGUGCUGGAGCUGGCAGCAGCGCCUGUCCUGGAGGCACCCCCAGCCUCUGUGGAGACCCCUGUGGCCCCAGCUGAGCAGACCCCGGUGCAAAUGGAACCAGAGCCCAAGUUGGAGCUUCCAGUGCUGCUUUACGGGGGAGCUGCCCUGGUGGCCCUAGCUGCUGUAGUGGCCUGGGUAGUCCUAACCCACCGGAAGAGGUAGCCUAGCGGUGCUCCUGACCUGGGCCCCAGACCUCACCUCCUCCCUCCCUGGUCCCUGCCUGGCUCACUGCAGGUAACCUGGGCUGCUGUGCUGCCAACGCCAGGUGCACACACCAUGGCAAAAUUAACUCUUUCUCUCUCUCGCUCCGUUUUUGUUUUCCCCCGUUCUCAUCUCUGCUCAUCUGGCGUUUUGAUAUGUUUGUCUUCAGUUGUACAUUGCUGCCUCUGACCUAUCACCUCAAACUGGAAAGGACAUAUUAUACAUUUUUAUCUUGGUUUCUCUAUUGUGUGUUUUCUGGGUGUGUGGGGUUCUGUCCUGUGCCGUCUUGAUGCACGUGACCGAUACAAGCAGGGUGUCUGUUACCCUCUCGGCUGGAGCUUCGGUACCUCUUUGUCCUCAGAGCCUAGUGGGUGUAGCUCAAGUCACAAUUGCCAGUUCUGUUUCAAAAAAGGGUACAGGAAAGAGCACCAAUUCCAAUAGAUUUUUCUAUCUGGAAUGAUUAAAAAAAGUAUGUUCUGACUACCUUAUGUCCUCUGAAAAACAAUCCUGUCUUCAAGAGCAGGUUGAUGUUUAGAUGAGAUGAACGUGGUUAUGUAGAAUAUUUUUUUAUGGCAGUUAACAGAUCAUGAUUAGACUCAUUUUUGUUUUUAGAAUUAUGUGAUGUUGGGAUAGAAGAUUCACUACUGGAGACCCUGACGUGCCUGUAAAAUAACUAUCUGCAGAGUUAAAAGGGACAAAAUUGUUCAUAUAUAGCACUUCAUUGAGAUGAUUAAUAUCACACUAAAAUGUGAAGUAGAUAUAUUUAUGAUGAUCUACUCCCCCACUAUAUUCAUGGCUGAUUGCCAGUCACUUACUACAUCAACUGAUGAUAAAUGUAUUAUUUUGAAAAUUAUUCGGGGUCGAUUUUUGGAAAAUGAGGGUUUCCACUUUAAGAUGUGAAUGGGAUGCCUUGACUCAAGGGUAUAUAUUUUCACAUGAAUAUAAUAUAUUAUCACUGUACCUAAUUUCAUUCAUUUAGCUAACACAUAUUUUGACACAGGAGUCUUCUCUUUAUAUAGUGUUGUAAUGUAUGGUCAUAUUGCAGUAUUAUAAUUGCAAUGAAAUUGAUUUUUUUUAAUAGUGUCAUAAAAAGGGACGAGCUGAGGAUAAAGAUUACCGCAGCUCACAGCCAGAGUGGGAUACAUCAUUGCGUUUUAUAACUUGCUGUCUCUUUUUGGUUUUGAGGGGACUGUGAUGGGUGAAUGUGUUAUUCAACAUUCCAGGCAUGAAGAUGCAUCCUUGAAAAUAGAUGUAUAGAAUUGUCAUUCGUGUGUGUGUGUGUGUGUCAACGUCACCCACACCUAAGGCCAGUUUAACCAUGAUGGCACCAUGGUCAAUACUGUUCCAGGCACUGUGUUCUGUCGACAGGGAAUGGAGGGUUGGGAAUGACUGCACCAAGAUCCACUUUGUCUCUGUUUGGUGAAUUUCAUACUCAUAGGUUCAACUCGAAAGGUUUAAGAUUGAAAUAUUAAACAUGGAAGAUAUAGUCCGUCUAAUUGAUUUUAAUCUGAGACUAUAUCAGAAGGAGAAAUUUUUGUCUUGAAUCAAUUUAUGCUCUCAUUCCCAACUCGUGUAUUUUAAGAAAUAAGGCACGAGGGGGUGUGGUAUAUGGCCUAUAUAUAUCAUGGCUUAGGGCUGUUCUUAGGCGCGACACAACACGUCAUGCUGGAUACAGCCCUUAGCCGUGGUAUAUUGGCCAUAUACCACAAACCCCCGAGGUGCCUUAUUCUAUUAUAAACUGGUUAACAAUGUAAUUAGAGGUAGAAAGAUGUUUUGUCAUACCCGUGGUACACGGUCUGACAUACCACGGCUGUCAGCCAAUCAACAUUCAUUGCUCGAUCCACCUAGUUUAUAAUAGUAAAUAACCUCACAUGGAUUUUUUUAAUUUUUUUAUUUUUUCCUUCUACAUGGUUAGCUUUUUGUCCCCUCUGCUGGCCCAAACUGCCCACCCCGCACUGCCUUGCCAUUCCACUGUAACCCCAUUGCAUGCCUAACUUUCUACAGUAGAGACUUCUAAACGAAGCUUAACAUCUGUGUCUGCUGCCUUCUUCCCACUACUAGCAAAGCUCCCUCCAUUUCUCAAGCCCGAGUGGAAGUCUGUCUACAACUUGAAGAGUAGGAACAACACACAUGCCCGCCCUGCCACAGACAAUCAACAGAGCUAAUGAAACCUCAUAUCUUCCUCUGUGUACAAUGUGAAUCCAAAAUAAACUCUGCACUGUAGGCCUCGAGUCAGGAGUAAAAUAAAAAAAAUGAUGUGUG
Salmo salar (Atlantic salmon) is the source of this 4055-nucleotide messenger RNA. Its product is annotated as bcl-2-like protein 13. Gene Ontology annotation, biological process: apoptotic process; regulation of apoptotic process. Lineage: Eukaryota; Metazoa; Chordata; Actinopteri; Salmoniformes; Salmonidae. Gene Ontology annotation, cellular component: membrane; mitochondrion. The record is from RefSeq and is a predicted model, not a curated record.